This is a messenger RNA of Epithele typhae, 1701 nucleotides long. RefSeq lists its product as uncharacterized. The record is from RefSeq and is a predicted model, not a curated record. The coding region runs from base 1 to 1701 and encodes 566 amino acids. Lineage: Eukaryota; Fungi; Basidiomycota; Agaricomycetes; Polyporales; Epitheliaceae. The transcript is spliced from 3 exons.
AUGACCCAGGCUCGCGAUACGGUUCUCAAGUACUUGCACGACCAUCUCGAGGGCUGGUCUAACCCCCAUGAGGUCUGCCGUGACGGGACCCUCCACCUCGUUCGAGCGUCGUGGGGCAAGAAUCGUGCGUCUCGCACCGGCAUGGUGUACAACAUCUGUCGCAAGGACUCCCCAUGUCCUUUCGUGGUAUGCAAGGUCCAACUCCCCCAUUCUUUGCGUCUGGAGUGCCUCCGUGAAGUUCUUGCGGCGACAUCCCACCACCCAGCGUCAUGGCGGGCCGAUCUCAUCAGGGAGAUACACCGCCUGUGCUCUCGCACCGGGGAACCGUUCAUCGAGGCCGCGCUUCUUGCGACCCUCAGCAAUACCGCCGACAACCCCACCCCGUCUCGCCUCGGAAGGCCGGCUCUUCCACGCGAGGACGUCACUGUAAGGCUCUUCUUGGAGAAUUGGACGCCGCCCACGUCCAUCAAAGAGCAAGGGAAACGCUACAAGAACAAUACUGUAGCUCUCCGUUGGGGCGAAAUGCAAGAGUUGCGUGCGGCCAUUUCCGAUGCGGUCAUCAAAGGCAUCAUCGGCCGUAACUCUGCGUUCGAGUACUUCGAUUGUCCAUCAAACUCCUGGAAACCCAAGUCUGAAACCCGCAUCGUCCUCCAACUCCAUGAGGGCCUUCUUGUCAGGCACAAAUCCGUUCAGAUGCCUUUCGAAUUCGCGCAGCAACUGCGCGAGGUGUUACCACCGAACGUACCCUCCCUGCUCCCGCCGAACCUCUCCUCUAUCCCGCACACUCCGAAUGCCUCUGUCGGCCACUCAUCUGCUCAGCCGGAUGGUAGUUCCAAGCUCUCUCGAGACCCCGCGCGCCGCCAAGACUCCCCGCCGUGCAAACGACGUGCACUUGCGUCUGCCCCGUCCCCCACCCCCGCUCCAUCGCGUCUGCGGAUACGCAGAAUGGUCCCCACGUCCACUCUGUUUGAUGUAGCGGACGAGAUGCAUGCUCCCAUGACGGAUGGGUUCUGGGAUGCUCUAGCGGCCGAGCAGCACUCCGAUGGGGACAACGACGUCGACUAUGAACAAGACUUCUUCUCCGACUUUACAGAGUCCUUCACUGACAUGUACGCCAUGUCCGACGCCGAGGACACAGAUACAGCCCCCUCGAGCAGCGUAUCAGCCACUCCUGCUCCUGCUAGCGCGUCCUUUACCUCGUUGCGCGCGUCCAUGCCUGUUGUGCGCGCAAACAACGUUGCUCCGCCCACCGUGGCCGCCUCCACGCACCCAACCGGUACUCAAGUCCGCGACCCAGCCACCCCGACGCGCGCCCCACGUGUGCUCGCCCCCCUUCCCCGGACUCGCACGAACAUUCCUACCGUGCGCCCCACCGUUGCCUCCACUAGCACCCAAGUUUCCUGCGUGCCCGCCACCAGUAGCCAGACCCGCUCCGCCCCAACCAUGGCUUCCUCUGCCGCCGCGGCUACCCAAGCUCCUGCGUCGGCCACGGCUGGAGCGCGUUCUCGCUCCCCGAGUCUUGCAGCGUCCGACGACUCCGAGCGCACCCUCGUGAACGAGCCCGCGCGCCCAGCCUCCGGGAUUCCCGGCACGUCUUUCCUGAACCCCAUCGUCAUUGGUGAGGGCCCGGGCGAGGAUGCGGACCAUGCCUUCCAGGUCUUUGAUCAGACGGGCUCCCGAGACGAUCCAAUAGUCCUUUAG